AUGAGGUGGUCCCUGUUCUUAGCUCUUCUACAGUUGGGAGAAGGCGCAGGCCCGCCUCGUCCCCGCGCCCGGUCUCGCAGAGACGUCGACACUUUGGCCUCUGGUAUCAAGAGGCCUCCGCAGGCUCCAUAUAUUUUCAAUGAUACAGCCGACUCUGUCAAGCAGAUAGGCAAAACUUGCGCUGCUAAUGAGGCUGCCAUUGUACACUCGAUCUUGGACAGUGUUUCGCCGGACGACGCAACUUUCGACAAUGUGAUCCUGCCUUACCUUCGGAAUGAGCAAGAAAACAACGCCGUUAGAUAUGGGCUUAUUCCCUACGCCCUCUCUGGCAAGUCAGACCUUUCCAGUGCCUUGAGCGAAGAGCGCAACAUCGUCUCGGCUGCGAUCCAGGAUACAUUCACCAAUGAGGCCUUUUUCAAACUCGUCGAUCACGUCUACCACGCUGAUGCAAAGAACCCAGCCUUGAGCGAAGAGGAUCGGAUUGUCUUGUCCAGCGUCUGGUCCAAUUUUGCUGGCACAGGUCUGAAUCUUGCAGCAGCUCAGCGAGAACAGUUCAACAACUUGUCGGCACGCCUUGGUGAGCUUGCGAACGGAUUCUACAGCAAUGUCAAUAAGCCAAAGUAUGUCUACUUUACGACUCAAGAGCUUGACGGAGUGCCCUCGGAUAUUCUCCAGAUUCUCAAAAACGCCGACGAUACUGGCGAAAAUGCUGGGAAGCUUUAUUUCGAUGUCCAAGUUGGUACGACGUACGCAAGCGUCAUGAGCAGCGCAGUGAAUGGGACGACGAGAUACGUUACAUCUCUGGCCCAUGAACAAAUUGCACCGGACAAUGAACCGAUAUUGAAAGAGCUCAUUGGUCUUCGCAUGCAGUUCGCGCAGUUGUUCAAUUACACAACAUGGGCAGACUAUAAACUAGCCAGCAAUAUUGCGAAAAAUAAGGAGACCGUCAACGCGUUCAUCGAGGACAUCCGCACCCACAUCGCCGCUGUCAACGCGAAGGAUGUCGCAAGCAUCGCUCAGUUCAAGUCAAAGGACACGACGCUAGUCGAUCCUGUGGGCGACAAGAGCGUCGCAUACAGAUGGGAUUACUAUAGGUAUCCCGAGAUUGAGCGCCAGACACUCUACAAGAUUGACCGAGACCAUAUCAAGGACUACUUUCCUGUGAACUUCACAACUGCCGCCAUUCUCGCCUUCUACGGGGAGAUCUACGGGAUCCGUUUCGACCGGAUUGAAGGGCAAGACGCCGAUGACUUGUCUCCUACGGGCAAGGGCAGUGACCUCCUGUGGCAUCCGGAUGUUCUCCUUUACGCUGUUUGGGACGAUGAUCAUGGCUCUGGCUAUGAUCCGAGAAUCCUUGACCCCGGUUUCCGAGGUUACAUCUUCCUGGAUUUAUUCUACCGAGAAGGCGUCAAAAGCCCUGCCGAGUCGAACGAACAGAUGUUCGGUCCGGGUUUCCGCAGGGCCGAUGGUUCCUUGCAUUAUCCCUCGGUGCGUGUGCUUACCAGCUUCAUCAAGUCAGCACAGGAGGACAUAAAGCCAUCCCUUUUCGAAUACGAUAGGCUCCACCUGCUCAUGCAUGAACUCGGACACGGCAUGCAUGAUUUAUUGUCCGUCACCGACUACACUCGUACGCACGGGACUUAUGUUCCCAUCGAUUUCGUUGAGACGCCCGCCCGUUUCAUGGAAAACUACAGCCUGGUUCCCAAAGCGAUCAAAAGCAUUGCUCGACACUGGUCCUCGUUUUCGCCGCAAGCUGCCGCAGAAUGGAGAAAGGACCAAGGCGGCGCCAAUCCCGACGACAUUCCUCUCCCUCCAGCAACCAUGCCCGACGACCUCAUCGCCAACCUCACCGGAUCAGCGCGCGUCAACCGAGCCGCCGACCAAAUGAACAUUUUGUUCCUCAUGAAGUACGAUCAGGAAGUUUCCCAAGUCUCCAACCCCGACGAAGUCUCCGCGAUCGAUCUCAACGUGGCUUGGAACACCCUCCAGCGGAAUUACACUCAAUUGCAGGAUCCCUCCGAUCUCGGUCAGGGCUUGAGAUGGGGCUAUGGUGAGCUGAGCCAGGGGUUUUUGGUCUCGAGCUAUGGCGGGUCGACGUACACCUACACUUGGUGCGCAAGUUAUGCGCAGGACAUCUUCGAGACGGCCUUUGCAGCCGACCCGUUCAACCGCGAAGUGGGCAUGCGGUAUCGCACGCAAGUUUUGCAGCCCGGUGCGUCGAAGGACCCGGUAGAGCUGCUGCGGAGUUUCUUGGGGCGACAACCGAAUAAUAAUGGCUUUUACAAGUUUGUUGGUGUUAAUGGGUACUGA
Molecule: messenger RNA, 2310 nt
Organism: Zymoseptoria tritici IPO323
Lineage: Eukaryota; Fungi; Ascomycota; Dothideomycetes; Mycosphaerellales; Mycosphaerellaceae
Exons: 2
Coding region: 1-2310 (769 amino acids)
Biological process (GO): proteolysis; peptide metabolic process
Cellular component (GO): mitochondrial intermembrane space
Molecular function (GO): metalloendopeptidase activity
Source: RefSeq, a predicted model, not a curated record